AUGAGCGUGAUGGCGUCGUCACGGCAAGUUCAGCGGAAGCCCAGUUUCAACAGUUCUGAGCCAAGUAAGAUUCGAAACAGAUAAAGACUGACUUUUAAAAACAGACUUCUUUAAGAAAUUACUAGCAGAAUUAAAAUUUUUAAUUUUUUGCAGGAUCAAGGGAAGGCUCCGCGGCUCCUCUAGUGAAAGCCUCCCCAUUUGGCCAAAUGCUCGAAGAUGUUUGGUUCAUAUUCUGGUGUGAAUUUAUAUCUUCUUCUUUAGGUUCGAAAAUUAGCGCUGUCCAAAUCGUUAUGGGAUGAUGAAAUGCAACGGGAUCUACCGAAAAAGUGGGAAAAGCAUGGAGAUUUGAUUAUUUUUCCGCAAAAUUGUUUCACACACACAAAUUGGCGGUUUAUUGGUACACUAUAGUUAAUUAUUCAAAAAAAAAGUAUGAUUUUGGAGGCCGUGAACUUUGGGGAGUUGUGGCAAAGUCUCUGAAAGUCGCGCGACUAGGUAGAAAACGACAAAUUGAUGAAAUGAGGACACCGCACGUCGAUUUAUUGUAUGGUAACGACGGAUGGGUGGAGCACGUCGAUGAACGGGGAGUACGGUAAAAUGACGUCACAAGAUAUUGUGAUUGUUAGUCUGCUGUAGGUAUCUCUACGACGCGUCCAAAAGAGUUUACAACAAUUCGAAGAACAACGAGAUGAAGCGUAUCUCGAAAUGGGCCUGCCAAGGACAGACCGUCGUCGACAUGUACGCUGGUAGAACUUUUCCCAAGUAAAAGUACUACAAACUCUUUUUCAGGUCUGGGUUACUACUCGAUGACAUUUCUGGUUGUCUGUGAGGCCAAGAACUUAGUAGCGGUCGACUGGGACGAGGAGAUUCUGGACGCCUUGGUCCGAAGCGCGCAAACAAACCACGUCGAAGACAGAAUCGUCGUCAUUCACGGUGACGCAAGAAGAGUCGGCAAUUCUGAUUGACGCCUUCUACUGGUCCGUCUUCAGGUGACACCUACAAUGGUGGCCGAUCGAGUCUACCUCGGCCUUCUGCCGUCCUGUCGUGCUCAUUGGCUGACGGCUUGCAAGGCAUUGAAGCCGGAAGGUGGCGUCAUUCAUAUCAAUGACAUUCUCGAUUCUACAGCCCCAAUUGUAAUCAGAAAGCCAGAACGUGUUGUUCGACAAACGUGGGUUCUGAGGCUGCCUGCUAGCCAAGUUUUCUCUUCUUUCUUUUCAGAACUCUACCAUCUCUACCGAGUGUCGAUGAAGAAAAAAACCCAACUUUAGAAGAAGUUGAAAAAACAGUUGAAAACCCCGCAGAAGAUCAAAAAACUGAUGCUUCCGAGGCUCCAGCUGGACCAUCAACGGCUCCUUUGGAAGGAGAAGCUGGAGAACAAAGGCAAAAACGCAAGUUCUCAAGAUCUGCUUCUAUCGUCGAGGAAAUGGAGAAAAGAGUUCUCCCAACCGCAAAAGUCAGUCAACUUUUCUUUUGAGUAAAGCAUUUUUUUUGAGGUCUGGAAGGAAUAUGAAGAAAACGGAUGGAACAAUUUGAAAGAUUUUCACAAAGAAUAUUCCAUGGAAUGUGCUCAAAAGUACUGAUAUCCUUCAUUAAAUCACGAAAUGAAUGAUUUUCAGUUGUAUUCGAUUCCUGAAUAAUAUUCAUUUGUCUGACGCCAUGUAUGGAGUUUCCAUUCUCAACUUAACAAGGUAAAAAUAUAAAAAAAAUUUGAACCUAUAUUUUGCAAUUUGUUUCAGAUACGGAGAAGUUUCAUCGAAAAAGGAACACGUCGUUCUUGAUUUGUUGUGUUACCCACAAGACGCAAGUGUGGAGCACAUGGCUUCAAAGUUUACAACGACUAAUCUCUCCGCAUAA
Caenorhabditis auriculariae is the source of this 1851-nucleotide messenger RNA. Lineage: Eukaryota; Metazoa; Nematoda; Chromadorea; Rhabditida; Rhabditidae. The record is from the annotation of a GenBank genome assembly.